GCACCUGCUAUACCGGCCCACUCGUCUUAAUUGCACCAUAUUUACCGGCCCACCCGUCUCCAUUGCACCUGCUAUACCAGCCCACUUGUCUCAAUUGCACCCUAUUCUCCGGCCCCCUCGUCUUCAUUGCACCUUAUGUACCGGCCCACUCGUCUCCAUUGCACCUCAUUUACUGGCCCACUCGUCUCCAUCACACCCCAGUUCCCCGGCCCACUCGUCUAUAUUGCACUCCAUUCCUCCGGCCCACUCAUCUAUCACACACUUGAUUCACUACUACUAUUCAUAAUUUCCUAUAUAGUACAUUGCUAUACUACCAUCUAUACUAUAUACACCCGGCCCAUCUGUUUGCCUUGGACACUCCACCCCCUCGGCCCACUCGUCUAACACGGUACAAUUAUUGCCAUGGGCCGGCACCGGGUGGCCCGUCUCUGUUGGUACAUUGCAGACGAAGCAUUGCUCGCUGAGCUCGGGUACGAGCAGGAGUUCAAGCGUGCAUUCACACCCCUAGAGGUAUUUGGUAUAGCUUUCAGCAUUAUUGGCUUACUGCCCUCGAUCGCUUCUGUUCUGUUUUACGCCGUGCCUAAUGGAGGACCAGCCUCAAUGGUGUGGGGUUGGGCAGUUGCCAGUUUGUUUAUCCUCUGCAUAGGGAUGUCGAUGGCAGAAUUGGGUUCUGCAGCGCCAACAUCAGGAGGCUUAUACUUCUGGACUCACUCCUUGUCAUCUCCGCGGUGUAGAAAUUUGCUUUCCUGGAUUGUUGGGUUGCAAAUCAUGGCAGCAGCAUCCAUUGGCUCGGGCCAGACCUUUACCGCCACAAGUGCGCAGACAUUCGGAGUCUAUGUUGCAAUAGUCCUAUCUCACGCGGUGAUAUGCUGCUUGGGAACUGCUGUGCUGGCCAGACUGCAAACAGUUUAUGUCGUGCUCAAUGUGGGUUUGUGUCUCGCCGUUAUGAUUGGCCUUCCUGCUGCCACCCCGAAGGAGAACAUGAACAUGAACGGCUGGCCAGAUGGCUACGCAUUCAUUCUGAGCUUCCUUGCACCGUCCUGGACGAUUGGCGCCUUUGAUUCGAGUGUACAUAUCAGCGAGGAAUCGUCAAAUGCUGCUACUGCUGUCCCAUGGGCCAUUGUCAGCGCCAUUGGGAUCGCAGGAAUCCUCGGCUGGGCAAUCAACGUCUCUCUUGCAUUCUGCAUGGGCACCGACGUGGACUCCCUUCUCAGCAGCCCGAUUGGACAGCCCCUAGCUCAAAUCUUCUUCGACAGAUUCGGCCAGAACGCGACGCUUGCAUUAUGGUCCAUCGUCGUCCUCGCUCAAUAUAUGAUGGGUUCGAGCAUGGUCCUUGCUUCAUCCCGCCAAACAUUCGCAUUUGCUCGUGAUGGCGCACUACCGUUCUCAUCCUGGCUGUAUCGUAUGAACGGCUUCACCAAGACGCCCGUCAACACCGUUUGGUUCGUCGCCGCCAUCUCGAUCAUCUUCGGCUUGUUGUCCUUCGCGGGCCCGCAAGCUAUCAAUGCUAUCUUCUCUCUUUCCGUGACGGCACUAUACAUCGCAUAUAUCAUACCAAUCGCAGCGCGCUUCGCGUUCAAAAACGAUUUCAAGCCCGGUCCAUUCAAUUUGGGCAUCUUCAGCUUUCCGGUCGCUGUCAUUGCGGUGUCCUACAUGUUCAUCAUGGACAUUGUAUUUUUCUUCCCGACGACGCCACAAACCGAUGUUGCGAACAUGAAUUACACCGUGGUUGUUCUAGGUGGUUUACUCAUGUUGUCUAUCAUGUGGUACUAUUGCCCUGUGUAUGGCGGCGUGCAUUGGUUCACAGGUCCAGUGUCGAAUAUUGAGAUGCUGGGCGAAGAGGAUGUGCGAAGGAUGUUCUACAGUGGGUAA
Suillus paluster is the source of this 1872-nucleotide messenger RNA. RefSeq names its product amino acid/polyamine transporter I. Gene Ontology annotation, cellular component: membrane. The record is from RefSeq and is a predicted model, not a curated record. Gene Ontology annotation, biological process: transmembrane transport; amino acid transport. Gene Ontology annotation, molecular function: transmembrane transporter activity. Lineage: Eukaryota; Fungi; Basidiomycota; Agaricomycetes; Boletales; Suillaceae. The coding region runs from base 403 to 1872 and encodes 489 amino acids. The transcript is spliced from 16 exons.